AUGGAUCACGACAGAAAGGAGUCUGUGGAGAUGAAGGAAGACCCCAAUGGCGAGGUCACGCAGCAGGACCGUGAAUUGGCCGAGGCUCUUCGCAAUUACGUCCCAGGCACUGUCGAAGAAAAGAAGCUCGUCAGAAAGAUUGACUUCUUCCUCAUGCCCAUCCUUUGGCUCAUGUACAUCCUGAACUACAUUGACAGGACCAACAUCGGCAAUGCCAAGAUUGCGGGUAUGCAAAAGGAUCUCAAGCUGACUGAUGACGAUUACGCCUGGGUGCUUUCCAUCUUUUUCUUCGGGUACCUCAUCUGCGAAGUCCCGUCCAACAUGAUUCUCUCCCGAAGCCGACCGUCCAUCUUCCUCCCCGGCAUCAUGCUCGUCUGGGGCGCUCUGAGCGCCUUAAUGGCAAUCUCCAAGACCUAUGCUGCCCUGCUCGGAUUCCGAUUCAUCCUAGGAUGCAUUGAAGCAGGAUUCUUCCCUGGUGUUUUGUAUCUCUUGAGUUGCUGGUACACCAAAGCCGAAUUGGGCAAGCGAUUUGCCAUCUUCUACACCGCCGCCGUCCUCUCCGGCGCCUUCGGUGGUCUUCUUGCCGGCGCCAUUACUUCCAACCUUCACGAUGCGCACGGCAUCGCGGGGUGGCGAUGGCUCUUCAUUGUCGAAGGUGUUGCGACUGUCGGAGUGGCGAUCUGCGCCUUCUUCAUUCUGCUGGACUAUCCCGAGACAUCGACACGCCUCAACGAGUCUGAGCGGCAGUUGGCCAAGCUGCGAAUCAUCCAAGACGGAAUCGCCGAAUCCGGUGGUGCUACGCGUCGGCUGACCCACUGGGAGGCCUUUGUCGCAGCCGUGUCUGAUCCCCGGACUUACUUGUUCCUGGUUCUGUUCAUGCUCGACGUCGGUGCAGGUACCAUUUCCUACUUCAUCCCCACCAUUACCGUGUCUCUGGGCUACGAAACCACCAAGGCCCAAUACAUGACUGUCCCCAUCUACGCCGUCGCCGCGGUAUGCCUCAACAUCGUCGCCUGGUCGUCUGACCGUGCUGGCGAGCGACGCUGGCACAUUGCCGGGGCGCUGGGAGUUGGCUUCGCCUGCAGUGUUGUGUGCGCCGCGGUUCACACGGCGGUGGUGCGCUAUGUCAUGAUCUGCUUUGUUGCAGCUGGCAUCUGGACCGCCCUGCCACUUAUCAUGACCUGGACGAGCGGCGUCAUCAGUUUGCCGGCGGAGAAGCGCGCCGUCGUGCUGGCCUUGGUCAACGCAUUCGGCAACUUCUCCAGCGUGUAUGGAAGCCGAAUUUGGAAGAGCAGUGAUGCGCCUGGGUAUCCGAUAGGGUUCGGAGUCACGGCCGGUUUUCUGGGAUCUGCCAUGAUCUUGGCCGCCCUGAUUCCUGUUGUGUGCCGGCUGGUAGACUGGAAGGGAACCAAGGCUGAGAGGGAGCUAGCACAAGCGAGGGAGGUGCAGGAAGAAUGA
This is a messenger RNA of Ilyonectria robusta, 1458 nucleotides long. RefSeq names its product phthalate transporter. Gene Ontology annotation, cellular component: membrane. Gene Ontology annotation, biological process: transmembrane transport. The transcript is spliced from 3 exons. The record is from RefSeq and is a predicted model, not a curated record. Gene Ontology annotation, molecular function: transmembrane transporter activity. The coding region runs from base 1 to 1458 and encodes 485 amino acids. Lineage: Eukaryota; Fungi; Ascomycota; Sordariomycetes; Hypocreales; Nectriaceae.